AUGAAGUUCUCAACUCUUGCACUAGGAAGCGUCAUUGCUACCGCCAACGCAGCCGUUCUAGGCGAUCGCUCUCAGUUCAAAGAGCGCGCUGCCAAUGCUGUUGUUGGCACACCAGAAGGUUUUGCGUCAGGAACGACUGGAGGAGGAAGCGCUGCUUGUUUAGUUCCCUCCAGCGUAGCUGAGCUGAAGACAUGGCUCACUGACAGUACUGCUCGUUGCAUUGUGCUUGACAAGGAAUACAACUUCAAGGGCACAGAGGGCACCACGACUGAGACGGGAUGCCGGCCAGCCUCUAACACGUGCCCAGGCAACGGCGGUCAGGAUGCCAUCAAUAAAGCCUCGUGGUGCACCAAUGGAAAUGCAGGUGCUGGUGUCACGUCUAUCAGCGUGACUUACGAUACUGCUGGUGUUUCAGGAAUUAACGUUGGCUCUAACAAGAGCAUCAUUGGCGUUGGAUCGAAGGGUGUCAUCCGCGGGAAGGGUCUCCGUAUGGCGAAUGGUGCGAAGAACGUCAUCAUUCAGAACAUUCACAUUACGGAGCUCAACCCUCAAUACAUCUGGGGCGGAGAUGCCAUUACUGUAGAUGGCUCUGAUCUGAUCUGGGUCGACCACGUCAAGGUCUCCCUCGUCGGCCGCCAGAUGUUUGUCGCUGGUAACUCGGCUUCUAACCGAGUGACACUUUCCAACAAUGAGUUCGAUGGCACAACUAGUUGGUCCGCCUCGUGCGACGGUCAUCACUACUGGACUAUCCUCCUAGUUGGAUCCAACGAUCUUAUCACCAUGAAGGGCAACUACAUCCACCACACCUCUGGUCGCAGCCCUAAGGUUGGUGGCAACACCCUCCUCCAUGCCGUCAACAACUACUUCUAUGCGAACACUGGCCAUGCUUUCGACAAUGAUGCCGGUGGUAUGGUUGUUGCUGAAGGCAACGUGUUCCAGAAUGUCGUAACGCCACUUCUUUCCAACUCCGGAAAGUUCUUCGGUUCUCCAUCAACAACUACGAACACUGCUUGCACCACUAACUUGGGACAUGCAUGCCAAUUGAAUGCCUUUGGCAGCUCCGGCACACUUGGUGGUACGGACACGAGUUUCUUCAGCAAUUUCAGUGGCAAGACUGUCGCUACCGCUUCUACAGCGAGCGCAAACAUUGCAAACACUGCCGGCGUUGGAAAGAUCUAG
Didymella exigua CBS 183.55 is the source of this 1179-nucleotide messenger RNA. Its product is annotated as polysaccharide lyase family 1 protein. The record is from RefSeq and is a predicted model, not a curated record. The transcript is spliced from 6 exons. Gene Ontology annotation, molecular function: pectate lyase activity. Bases 1 to 1179 code for a protein of 392 amino acids. Lineage: Eukaryota; Fungi; Ascomycota; Dothideomycetes; Pleosporales; Didymellaceae.